UCGCGGCGUGUCCAGCUGUCUGAGCCGCCAGCCUCCGAAGACUCCCAUGCCCUCGAAAGUAACCAAGUGGCUUGCUGCGUUCAAGCCGUCUUCUCCAGAAGCAGUCGAGGAGUUGGCCACAUGGAUGUACUCGAACGUCAAACUUUUGGAAGACCUGGAGGAAACAUUUGAAAAAUUGUCUUCAUCUUUGGUUUCGGAAAUUUGUCAAAGACUUUACGUUUUCUACAAGGCCAAGUCCGUCUCACUCCAGCGCUUCACAAUAUUCUUGCUGCCCUCACUGAUGCAUGCCUAUUUAUCUCACUUGGGUGAUGAAGAUAGUUCUUCAGGACGGAAGGGUUCCGCUUCACCCCCCGAGUCUCAGCAAAGUAGCAUUAUGACGAACCUCACUUCACUCGAAUCUUGCCUCAUCGGUAUAAGUCGCCACUAUAUACUUAUAAAUUCACAAAACCCAAAACUGAGCAGUUCUCGACCCGAACCGGGUACAUCUCUGCCACUCUUCACGGGACCUUCAAUCUUUCAUGAUUCCCUUCCAAACUCCGAGUCCCCUUCUAGCGAUAAUGACACCUUCCCUUCAUUUACAGUGCCCCUCGCCCGGUUCAGUGAAUCUUCAUUGGCGUAUCUAAUACAAGAUUAUUUAGAUACCCUAAGCUCGGUAGACCUACUCGACUCAAUGAGCACUCUCCUAUCGCUACAUUCUAUGACUCGUUUCUGCGCAGUAUGUGACCGCGUUGCUAGUCUUUCCCGACGGCCACGCAUCAUCGCCGGUCCUGGCCUACUCAGCGAUUUUCUGGUCGGUCUAGAUACAAUUUUGUACAAACUAGAUGACUUGGAUAGACGCACUGAUAGCGUCAGACGUACCAGCUUAACAAUACGUACUGCCGUAUGGGAUGCUAUCAAGCAGAUUGAGAAGCGAGCUGCAUUCAACUGUCUGUCUGCCCCGUUGCUGAUCUGUCGUGCCAUUUUGCACGGCCGUGGUGCCCAAUAUGGACCAAGAGCAGUUCCGGGCAUGCGUUUGGGCGCUGGUUCCAGUGCUUUUGUUGAUAUUGGUGUGCUGUUAGCUUCGGCCGAUGAUCGUGGUGCGCUGAAUGGACCAGUCGCUUCUGCCAAUCUGGAUCACUCACGUCCUUUGCGCCCACAUCCAUCGACGGGACUAGAGGUAAUUACCAAUGCGUCUUUCCGUCCUGAAUCUCUGCCAGAAGACAUCCCGAUCAGUAACCAUCCACCAAAACAAAAGUCUUCAGCAGAUCCCGACCAGAACACAAAUGCCUCCACGAAAAAAUCACGAGCCGAAGUGUCGACCAACGGUAAGCCUAAUGCCACUGACAGUCGGCAGCGUACCGGCACGCAGAAACAGUCUAAGGGUGGUGUCAACUUCAUCUCGCCCACAGCACCUACAAAGAAAACUACCUCAGAAUAG
Molecule: messenger RNA, 1417 nt
Organism: Opisthorchis viverrini
Lineage: Eukaryota; Metazoa; Platyhelminthes; Trematoda; Opisthorchiida; Opisthorchiidae
Exons: 2
Coding region: 47-1417 (456 amino acids)
Biological process (GO): phosphatidylinositol phosphate biosynthetic process; protein localization to plasma membrane
Cellular component (GO): plasma membrane
Source: RefSeq, a predicted model, not a curated record